Carassius auratus (goldfish) is the source of this 11712-nucleotide messenger RNA. Its product is annotated as microtubule-associated serine/threonine-protein kinase 4. The record is from RefSeq and is a predicted model, not a curated record. Bases 1400 to 8914 code for a protein of 2504 amino acids. The transcript has 27 exons. Gene Ontology annotation, biological process: peptidyl-serine phosphorylation; intracellular signal transduction; cytoskeleton organization. Gene Ontology annotation, molecular function: protein serine/threonine kinase activity; protein binding; magnesium ion binding. Lineage: Eukaryota; Metazoa; Chordata; Actinopteri; Cypriniformes; Cyprinidae.
UAUUAAUAGAGCUGUUGUAAUUAUUAUUAUCUUUAUUAUUUUCUUACUUUUUUAAUAAACAAAAUUCAUAAAAAUGUUACUGAGCAACUGAAGAGUAACACUGUUUCAGCGCAGAUUUUCCUCGUGCUUUGGAUUUAAACCCUGGCUAACAAGCAAAGCACUGCAAACUCGUACAGCACAGUCAGAAUACAGGUAAUUUGUGCAUGUUUUAGAAAGCAUUAUGCUCUGCAGUUUAUUUAAUUGUCAGGGGCCAUUUCAUUGUUUCAGUCAUCUUACUAUAUUGAUCGUGUCAUGUCAUUGGUCGGUACUCCUAUGUAGACGAAUACAUUUUCAGCUGAAUAAAUUUCAGUUGCCGAAUAUUUGGUGCAUCCCUACUCUGAGCUUUAUAUUCUAAGAAAGAUAACUUGCAGUUGGUUGAAUCAGACCACUGCUAUUGUUUUUGGUUCAUCCUUUCCAAAUUGGAGCACCAAAAACAGUUCAUACAGAUAUAGAGCACAGGCUGACACAGAAGAGAGGAGGCUUGGCUUGUUCCCAGAUUUAAGUUUCUAUAGGUUACUGGCCCUGCAGGAAGAGAUAAGAGGUCAUGAGACUCAAGUUGUGACAUAACUGAGCUAGACUUUGCUCACUUCAUGUGUGACCAGUUUCCUUAUGAUUAUGUCCAUAUCUGAAGCACUCUUUGAAGGUUUGAUUAGUUGUUUGCAUGCCUGGUUUAGGUCAUAUGCUGUUUUAGGCUUGUCCGAACUUGUCUCCUCAUAGUGACAUCCUUUGCCUCACACCUUAGUGGCUAGCUCUGCAUUCAACGGUAAAUUGUCAAGGGCGAGUGUUCCCAUUCCAUUCCUCCAACUUCAUCUGUCAUGUGCCAGGGAGGUUGGGCCUCUCCAUGUCCCUGCCUGCCAAAAGAGCAGAUUGAAGAACAGAACAGGAGGAGAUCAAAGGUGCUGAAGUGGAAGAGAGAGGGUGGUUUUCUUCAAGGUCCAGAGAAGGGAAAAAAGGAGAGGGGUCCGAUGGGUUCUGGAGUGGGGCCAAAUGGGGAGAGCCAUGAUUGCAUUCGCUGCGUCGUCUGCUGAUGAUGCAUUGCUGCUCUGACUCACGCCCCCCCCCCCCCCUUUCCUGUCCUCUCCCCUCCCCGCCUCAGGAUGUGGUACGGUAGGUGCCUGUUACAUGAUAUGGAGUGUGCCUGAGUCUCAAUGAGUCUACGGGAUAGCAGCAGAGCUGUGCGACUUUCAUAUCAAAACAAAAAGUAAUCUUGCUGUAAACGGUCCUGUCCCUCUGUCCCAGAGGCACCCAGCGUUUGAGCAGUAGCGGAUAUAACCUGAAUAUAAAACAGCUCAGAGGAGAUUUCACACUCUUCGAUUUAGGACACUUCAAAGGACACACUGUCCCCCUUGACAGCCUGUGUAUGCUGCAGAGAGCAGCAGAUGUGCAUGGACGAACCUCUGUAGUGACAGAGCGCCGAGCUGGGAGGAAUUGCCAGGACUCUUGCAUUGGGUGUCUACUUCUUGUGGAAGCCAGACAUUUUUCCUCACUCUCUUUUCCAAAACAGCUCAGAGCACUUCGGGGGCAUGACUUUGGGACAAUGUCCGACUCCAGCUUAUGGACUCUACUCUCCAACUUUUCUAUGCCUCACUUCAUUGGUGGAGCAAGAUUACGCCGCUCCAAAAGCUGCAGAACAAGCAACAGAAAAAGUCUGAUAGGGAGUGGACAGUCAUCAGCCCUUCCUCGACCACACUCACCUCUGUCGUCACACACAGGCACCAGUCCACAAGACAGCCCUAGAAACUUCUCCCCUAGUGCUUCAUCUCAUUUUUCCUUCACACGCAGUCAUGGACUAAGAGCAGACAGAACUGAUGGGCGACGUUGGUCAUUGGCAUCCCUUCCCUCCUCUGGUUAUGGAACAAACACACCCAGCUCCACCGUCUCUUCGUCCUGUUCAUCACAGGAGAAGCUCCAUCAGCUGCCUUUCCAGCCCACACCAGACGAGCUCCACUUCCUUUCCAAGCAUUUCUACACCGAGAGCAUUGCUGGAGAAGACCACAGGAGACCUACACCUAUGCGACCACGCUCCCGCAGUCUCAGUCCUGGAAGAUCCCCGUCAUGCUGUGACCAUGAGAUUAUCAUGAUGAAUCAUGUGUACAAAGAAAGAUUUCCCAAGGCCACAGCUCAGAUGGAGGAGCGCAUCAAGGAGAUCAUUCAAAGCAAUUCCCCUGAGAAUGUCUUGCCCCUGGCUGACGGUGUACUCAGUUUCGCACACCAUCAGAUCAUUGAACUGGCCAGGGACUGCCUGGAAAAGUCCCGUCUCGGCCUCAUUACCUCAAGAUACUUCUGUGAGCUCACGGAUAAACUGGAAAGGCUCUUUCAGGAGUCUACUGAGCGAUCGGAGAGUGCAGAGGUGACCUUCAUCAAGGAGCUGGUGAAGAAGAUUCUCAUCGUCAUUGCCAGGCCUGCUCGACUCCUUGAAUGUCUGGAGUUUGACCCUGAAGAGUUCUAUCAUCUCCUGGAGGCUGCAGAGGGUCAUGCCAAAGAGGGCCAAGGCAUCAAGACUGACAUCCCACGCUACAUUAUCAGCCAACUUGGUUUGACAAGGGACCCACUUGAGGAAAUUGCCCAGUUAACUAGCUACGACAGCGGGAUUGCAGAAACUCCUGAGACGGAUGAGUCUGUCAGUUCCCACAGUUUGAGUGCAGCACUGCGGCCCCGGCGUAAACCGUGUGAGCUUGACUUUGAGAUGAUCAAAUUGAUCAGUAAUGGGGCUUAUGGUGCGGUUUAUUUAGUGAGACAUAAAGAGACAAAGCAGCGUUUUGCCAUGAAAAAGAUUAACAAGCAGAACCUGAUGCUGAGAAACCAGAUCCAGCAGGCCUUUGUGGAGAGAGACAUCCUGACUUUUGCUGAAAACCCUUUUGUGGUCAGCAUGUACUGCUCCUUUGAGACACGCAGGCAUCUUUGCAUGGUUAUGGAGUAUGUUGAAGGAGGGGACUGUGCUACAUUGCUGAAGAACAUGGGUCCUCUCCCUGUGGACAUGGCUAGAAUGUACUUUGCAGAGACUGUGUUAGCCCUGGAAUAUCUCCACAACUAUGGAAUUGUCCAUCGAGAUCUCAAACCAGACAAUUUGUUGGUCACUUCAAUGGGACACAUCAAGCUGACAGACUUUGGACUAUCAAAAGUGGGGCUGAUGAACAUGACCACUAACCUCUAUGAGGGUCACAUUGAGAAGGAUGCUAGAGAGUUCUCUGAUAAACAGGUGUGUGGGACACCGGAGUACAUUGCUCCAGAAGUAAUCCUAAGGCAAGGCUAUGGCAAGCCAGUGGACUGGUGGGCAAUGGGCAUCAUCCUCUAUGAGUUCCUGGUGGGCUGUGUACCAUUCUUUGGAGACACUCCAGAAGAACUGUUCGGGCAGGUCAUCAGCGAUGAAAUAAACUGGCCGGAGGGAGAGGAUGCGCCACCAGCUGAUGCUCAGGAGCUGAUCACCCUACUGCUCAGACAGAACCCUCUGGAGCGCCUCGGCACCGCAGGAGGGGCAUAUGAGGUCAAGCACCAUCAAUUCUUUCACAGUCUGGACUGGAAUAGCCUGCUGAGGCAGAAGGCAGAGUUCAUCCCCCAGCUGGAGUCUGAGGAUGACACCAGCUACUUUGACACACGAUCUGAUAGGUACCAUCACUUGGAAACGGAGGAGGAGGAUGAUACCAAUGAUGAAGAUUUCAAUGUGGAACUGAGGCAGUUUUCCUCAUCUUCACACCGAUUCUCAAAAGUUUACAGUAGUUUGGAUCUGUCUCGAGGACAGCUGGAAGAAAAAGGAGAACAGCCAGAGAAGUCAACAGACAGUCCUCUCACUGUUGACUCACUGAGCUGGACUCCAGACUUCACUGAGAUCCCCUCUCUCUCUCAUUCAUCCGACACUGAGAGCACCAGCUUGAGCAGAUGUUCUGGUCUUCUUCCCAAGUUUGCAAUCUCUGCAGAAGUGGAAGAUGGCGAGGGUUCCCUCGCCUUGGAAGAUCCUAGUAAAGUGACCUUUAGUAUUGGGGAGUUGCCUCAGGAUGAGCCUGAUCCCACCACACCCUGUAGCACAAUCAGUAACUCCACCCUCUCAGGCAGUUUUUCUGAACACCUGGAUCAGGUACCAUCACAGGGAGAUGGAGUGGAGAGUCUGGAAAGCUCCUGUAAGCCCUCCUGUGAUACAGCCUCCUUUCAGACUGCUCCCAAACCUGAAGCCACAGAGAAACAGUAUGCAGUCAGCAAAGUACCAAAAUCAGUGUCUACCAGCGCACUGUCACUCUUGAUUCCUGGAGAUAUUUUUGGUGUCUCACCAUUAGCAAGCCCCAUUUCUCCAUACUCGCUGUCAUCAGACCCAUCCUCCAGAGAUUCCUCCCCCAGCCGAGACUCCUCCCUUAGUGGUGUCGUCUGUCGUCAGCCAAUCAUCAUUCCCAGCUCGGGGAAGAAGUUUGGCUUCACUCUGCGAGCAAUCCGGGUCUAUGCCUGUGACAGUGACAUUUAUACUGUUUAUCAUAUGGUCUGGAAUGUAGAGGAUGGUGGCCCUGCUCACAAGGCUGGUCUUAAGGCUGGAGACCUGAUCACUCAUGUGAAUGGAGAAACGGUUCAUGGGCUGCUUCACACUGAGGUGGUGGAACUAUUGCUGAAGAGUGGAAGUAAAGUUGCAAUUUCCACAACCCCUUUCGAAAACACUUCUAUCAAAACUGGUCCAGCUAGAAGAAAUAGUUACAGAAGCAAAAUGGUGAGAAGAACCAAGAAGCCGAAGAAAGAGAAAACUCAAGAAAGGCGGCGUUCAGUUUUCAAACGUUUUGCCAUGCAGCCCUCUCCACUUUUACACACCAGCCGUAGUUUUUCCUCGCUAAACCGCUCACUGUCUUCAGGAGAGAGUCUACCCGGAUCACCCACACAUAGUCUCUCGCCACGCUCCCCCACAGCUGCCUUUCGCCCAACACCCGACUUUAACCAGUCAGGUGCCAAUUCAUCACAGAGUAGCUCCCCCAGUUCCAGUGCACCUAACUCACCAGCAGGCUCAGGCCACAUCCGACCUAGCACACUGCAUGGCCUGGGUCCCAAACUACCUGGACGAUUACGUCAGGGACGACGUAAAUCAGCAGGGAGCAUUCCUCUCUCACCCUUGGCUCGCACACCCUCCCCAACCCCUCAGCCUCAGCCAACUUCUCCUCAGCGGCCCCCAUCUCCCUUGCUGACUCACACUGUGGGAAGCUCCAAAACUUCUCAAGCCUUCCCUGCCAAAAUACACUCACCCCCGACUAUUGUACGCCAUAUGGUAAGACCUAAAAGUGCAGAGCCUCCUCGAUCCCCACUCUUGAAGCGAGUCCAGUCUGAGGAGAAGCUUUCCCCUUCUUACGCUGGUGACAAAAAACAUUUAUGCACCCGAAAGCAUAGUUUGGAGGUUACCCAAGAGGAGUCUCAAGGGGAGGCCUCAUCUAGAGGGGAGCAUAUGCCACCAUCCAUAGAGGAGAGCACUUCCUGUGAACUUCCCACCAUUACUCGGGUGAGGCCUGCUGAGCAGGGUUGCCUAAAGCGGCCUGUUACUCGCAAAGUUGGUCGUCAAGAGUCGGUAGAGGAGCUAGAUAGGGAGAAGCUGAAAGCUAAAGUGGUGGUGAAGAGGCAUGACUGGACUGAGAGACGAGAGUCUAUGCACAAACAAGACACUGUGCAAGAUGUGGAAGUUUCUGCUGCUGAAGAUAAGGAGUGGAGUGUCCUUACACGUCCCAGUGUGAGACCCCAGGGUUCUGAAUCUGGAUGCCUAGACAAGUCUACAAAUGCUACUUUGAAGGAUGUCCUCUAUAAAAAAAUAAAUCCAAGAGUCUGUGAGAGCAUAGCUGAGUCUGUCACCAGUGAGGAUGGUGUAUCACUUUUAAGUGAUAAUGGAAGGUCACCUUCAUGUCAAUCAGAUUGCCAAAUGUCUCGGGCUAUGAAGGAAAGUAAUAAACCUGAUUUCAAAGCCUCCAACAUGGAGUUUGCCAGAAAGAGACAGUCCUUUGAAGAUAGAGAGGACUCCUUGUGUCGAAUAUUCCCUGGUGUUCAUGAAAGCAUUCAUUUCAACACCACUAGGUCCAAAAGUCUUCAGCUGGAUUCUGCAUUAGCUUUAGAACAUGUUAAAGGGGGCUUGUGCAACAUCCAUGGCACUUCUGAAACUUUGUCCCCUAAGCUUUUUAGUGGAAGAGGAGAGAGUGCAGUAGAAAAACUUCAGAUGAUUUCUUCUGAUGUUCCUAUCAGGAAGACCUCCUCCGAGUACAAAUUGGAGGGAAGGCUUGUGUCCUCGUUAAAGCCACUAGAGGGCACCUUGGACAUUGGUCUGCUUUCUGGGCCUCGGGUAUCCAAGACUGACACAUGUCUUUCCAAAAUGGCAGAUAGCCAUGGUGAAAGUACUAUCUUGGCAGAAGAUCUUUGUGGAAAACAGCCAAUUCAACAGAAAACUACAGAAAAACAGAAAAGUGCACAUGCAGGGAUAUCUGAGACACUUAACCAUAAGGACAAUGUGUAUUUGAGCGGUAAAACGGUUACAAAAGAAGAUUCCAUUUCCAAUAAGGACUCCACAAUAAGUUCUGCUUGCAAUGAGGCCGUGUAUGAUAGAAAGAAAUGUAACGAUGGAGUGAAGUUGCAGAUUACAACCUCUAAAGUGGAGUCGAUAGACACAAGUGUGAAAUCGGAGACUAGGCUAAAGACAGCUCAGGAGAUGAGAGCUUUACGACACAAUGCUCACUUUGCAUGUGGGAAAACGCCCUCCAUCAAGGAAGUCUGCAAUGAAGACCAGGAAGACGACAUGGAAAAUAUAGAGAAUCCAUCUCCAAAGCAAAAUGAAUCUCAGCAGAUGCAAACAGUCCUUAGUAAAACAAAUAAACCUGAGGAAAUCACAGUGUAUUCUGCUGUUUUUUCUCAACUCAACUCUGUCCAGCAAAUCCCAGAAGCAAAUGCUGGCAAAAAUAAUAGUAGGCUGUGUGAGACACCGAUUAGUUCACAUAGUCCCACAAUGUCUACAGAGAAGGACAGCAUAAACAAAGACAAACCUGCUGAUACAAAGACCACUGCAGUAAUAAAGCAGGUCCAUUCAUCAGAAAAUAUUAUGGAUGAUGCACAUGCAACAUCAAGCCCAACUUUGGCUAAAACCAAGACUGUGAUAGAUAGAAAGGAUAGGGCUGAUAGCACCAAAGACUUUCUUGAUAUCAAUCCAGAUCAUCAUCAAGAUUUGAAGGAAAGCGAAACAUUGAGCAGAGUGAAACAUUUGGACAAAAACACAGAGUCUACACUGAGAGACAGAACUGUUGGUACUCCAACUUCAGAUGCUGACUCAGGGCAGGCUAAACCAGAGAUAUCCAUCAAAGAAAAAGCACUCAUCCCCGAGAGAUCUUUAGCUUCAUCUAUUACAACAUCCACGGUGUCUUCUGUCUCCGCGCCAUCAGAUGCACCUGAGACCACUGUUGUUAAAAGCUCAUUGUCUACCCUUCAAAGAAAAAAUACUCAAUCUGCUAUUGCUGCCCCAUUGAAAGACAUGCCUGCUACUGAUUCAAAGCCUAAAGCCAGUGCAAGCACCACCCCACAAAUUUCUUGGCUGGCUGAAGUAAAAGCAUCCACCAUCCAACCUCCACAGUCUGAUCAGACCUGUGCCAAAAUUUUAAGCUCUGUUGGCUUGGCAAAUGGACAGACAACAAGUAUUUCAGCUCAACUCUCCAAACAAAUCUCAGACAGAACACAACAUUCUGGUGCAUCAAGUGGUAGCAGAGAAUUCACUGUGCAAACCCAUCAGUCUCAACAGGGCUUAAACAAAAAUCAACAUGCUGACAAAGUAAAUGCAGAGAAGGCAAAUAGCCAAUCCAAUUUAAUGGUGACGGACCUUAAAACACUGCCAGCAUGUGGAGACAAAAUGUACUCGAGAGACAAAAUGGCUUCUAAAAAGGACUCCAAAUGCAGUAUGAGUGAAAAGAUUACUUGUGCCUCUGACCCUUCAGGCAAAGCUGACAUUUCAGAAAACUGUGAAAAGCAGGAAGCCAUCUUCAGAAGCCAAGUAAACAUGAAUAUCACAUCAAUGGACAUGCUUGCAAGCCCACCAAAGACUAGAAGUUGUUACACUUCAACAAAAGACACUGUGCAUGUGCAGUCUGCAAUUAAAACAGAAGAAAAGAGUGUUUUUGAUGUAGACAAGGAGAAGGCCAAGAAGCAAAUUAUGGACAUGUCCAUGACACAGACAAGUACAGCACAGACUGCAAUAAAACAGAUGCAACCAUCUGGUAGUGCUACACUAAAACAGACCCCUUUGAGUUCCAAAAACAAGCCCAGAGUAGACUCUCCACUUGUUACUCAGUCUUUUGGGAAGGCAAUUGACGAUAAGGGAAAGCAGGAAAACAUAGCACAGCUACAGCCUAUUGUCAAAGAUAACAUAGUAAAACCAAAGGAGCUAAGAGAGUCAGUCUUGUCUACAUCUAAAUCUCAUCCUCAUAAAGACACCCACACUAGCUCUCAAUGUGGCGCUGUGCCAGUGUUGCCUGUGCCAGCGGUUAAAAUCCAUGUGUCUUGUGAACUUCCUUCUGGUAAGGGCAGUGCUGCUGUAGUUGAAUCACUUGCACCCUCCUCAAAGGAACAAGUGAUGUCCAGAAUUGAUGUUCCAAGAUCAGAGUCUCUCAAGGGCUACAGCAUAGGGAAAACUACUACUACUAUAUCCAGUCCUGACCCUAAACAUGCCUCCAGUGAGUCAAAGGUAACUGACAAACAAAUGUCCAUCCAAAAAGAGCAAGUGGAAAAGAAGAGAAAGGAACCUACUCAAGACACAUCAUCAGCACCCAAAACUAACCGCAAAGACACAUUAAGAGGCAUUCCUUUGGCAAAGGAUAGUAUUACUAUUGAAAAAGAUUCAGUCCGCCCUAAACAAACAAAGGAUACACCACGUGGUUCAACUUGUAAAAAGUGAUGUAUUGUAUUGUAUUGUAGUUGCCAAGUGUAUGAAUUUUAAAAAGACUAUUAAGGAUGUAAACAUAAUUUUUGUCUAUAUGUAAUUUCAUGAACCCUUUCUAUCUGAGGACCGGUGAAGCUGUUACUUUGGGUUUUCAUAAGAAACCAGAGAUUAAUUUGUUUGUUUGUGUUGUGAUCAAUCAAGCUCUGUUAAUAUUGUCUAAAAAAGUGUUGGCUGAAUGUUGACUUGUUUUGCUGCUGAUUUGUGGUCUUGUUUUAGAUCUCGCAAAAGUGCCAAAAUUAGUCAUUGUAUUGUGUUGUGAUGUAACGUGUGGCGUGUGCAAUAAUUGGGGAGAGGAGUGUAGAUGCCUUUUUUUAAGGAUUAAAUUAACUGUGCCGAUCCUGGUUGAGUGUGAUUGUACCAAACAAAGAGCACCUCAAAUGUAGACAUGGAGGUGCAUGUUAACUGACGGUGUAAAAAAAAAAAAAAAAAAAAAAAUAAAAUUAUUGCUUAUUCAGGCUAGCGUUAUCACGUAUUACACUGGUUUUUGAUAUAUUUUAAAACCACUAGGAAAAUAUAUGUAGCAAUGUUGCUAUUGAUGUGGCUUGCAUUCUGCAAGCAGAACAGAUCACUUAUUUAAUACUUUUCACUUAUUGUUUUCUUUUUGUUUUUUUUGUCUGUUUGUUUGUUUGUUUGUUUUUUGUGACAUUUUCAGCAAAGUUUUGUUUUGGGUAGUGGUGCACAGAGGGAAAGCACUUUGUCCUGUGCUUCUCACCUGGAACUAUUUUAUAUUGGAAUCAUCUUAUGGUUCUGGAAUCGUAGUGGAAGGGGGCUAAGAGUUUUUUGCUAAAAUAUGACUUGCUGUUCUUUGCAGGUCAUGGUGAAAUUCACAUUCCUUUCACAUACAUUUGUAAGAAUUAAUUUUUAUGCAAUAUAUUGUAAAUACAGCAGCAUAAUUUGUACAGAGGGGCUGGUUCAAAAUGAGUGUUGUAUGUUUUUUAUGUAUAUAUUUUGCUAUGUCAUAUUAUGUUUGUAUACUGUACUUAAUGUUAGUCUCCUAGUGAUGUUAUCUGCUCAGUAAUUGUGCUGAUAUAGAGUCUAAACUAGCAGAAUAAUGAGUCUCACUCUGAAAUGAAGUGUACUUGAAGUUUCACUAUGGUAUGUAGGGCUUAACCACAUGCUUUUUCAGAUAUGUAUUUUAAGUGACGCAGCAGAAUGAGAGUUGCUUUCAGAAUGUUCAUUACUAACAAGGAAAUCAUGCAUUUACAUGAAACGGGGACAAGGCAGAUGUAGCACACUAUAUAAAAAGCAAGUUUCAGAGACUGAAGGAUUACUCUUUGCUUAAGGUUUGCUAUUAUGUAGAUUAUAUACAAAAAAGAAAAAUGUCAAGCUUUUAGGGCUAACAUUAGGCAUACAGGAACAUGAUGUAUUUUCCCUAGUUUGGUUAAAAGGGCUUAUACAGGGAUAAUCAAUGUGUUUUAGCAACAAGUCAGCGCUUGUGGUAAUGUCAGGAGUUUCACUGCAUGUUCUUUCAUCAUGUCCAAUCAUAUUCAUAGUUCUUACAUAUUCAUAUGCAAAGUACAUGUAACGUACAUUGUGUAAUACUUUACUAAAUGCAUUUGUCCUAUUAGCAUUUCUAGUCACACAACAGGACUGCUAAGUUUCCUACAUAUUUUAACCUUCAAGACCUUUCAAAGUUAUCCUUUAUUUUUCUGCUCAAACUUUAAAAAACAUAUUUGUCAUAAGUUGUGCUUGAUUUGACCUUUAAGCAGUUCCAUAAUGACCACUGAAGUUUAGCAUCAGAACAGAGAAGAGGAUGAAUCAUUGUCUUUUGAUAACACUUGGUCUGAACUUUAAACCUGGAAUAGCUCUGCUGAUGUGCGUACAUCACAUGCAAGCGACUGUGUAUCUAGGCCAAUUUCGGUAUACAUAUAUUGUGAAACAUCUAUAUUAUCGUAUAAUAUUGAAGUAUUUGUGAUUAAUGUUUUAUGUAAACAGAGUAUAUAUAUCUUAGCUGAACACACAGAUCUGCAUAAGUAACUAAACUACAGAAUGCACAGUGUAAAGAGAAUCUGUAAUAAAAAAGAUUGUAGCAAUUUUAAAGUGUAUUAGCAGACUGACGUUUCAGAUCCUUAUAGUCCUCACAAAUGUAGCUUAGGAGGUCCGAGCUGCAAGGCACCUUAAGUUUAAAAACACAACUCUUAUUGGGAAAUUGUGGAAGAGAUUCUAAGCAAACAUAAUAGAAACUUUAAUGAUCAAAUGUGAAUGUUUUAUGGGACAUAUGCAUUGCAUGUUCUCCAAUAUUGAUAGAAUUGCCAUGAAUUGACCCCAGACAUUCAUGUUGUUGGAGGUUCUUUCCAUUAUUCCCUUUUCUGACAAGUAAUGAUCCUUUAAGAAGCACAUUAAAUGUUUGUUUACAACUACGUCAUGGAUAUAUAUUUUGUACAUUUGUGUUAUUUGCCAAAUUAAUGUGUUACGUCACAGGCAGUUAUGCUGUGAUCGUUGUGUUUGAGAGAGUUCCUCUUAGUGGACACUUGCUGUUGAAGACCAUUGGUGUGGUAGCCUAAUGUCCUUCUAGUUCAGUAUGUUCUUGCUUGUUUUCUGGAGUUUUCUUUCCUCUCUCUAUGUGUGAAAACAGUGUUUAUGUAGAUUAUUCUGCUUAUUGUCUUUUAGGAUCUGUGCAAUAAGAGAUGUGGUUUUGAGUUUUGUACAUCACCCACAGAAAGCUCUAUGGACGUCAUAGAUGUUGUAUACUAAACAAAUAUUUAUACUUAUAAAGUUGUAUAAUACUGAAAAUAAAAAGGCAUGUCAAAAUG